This is a messenger RNA of Trypanosoma rangeli, 642 nucleotides long. Its product is annotated as centrin. Gene Ontology annotation, molecular function: calcium ion binding. Bases 1 to 642 code for a protein of 213 amino acids. Lineage: Eukaryota; Euglenozoa; Kinetoplastea; Trypanosomatida; Trypanosomatidae. The record is from RefSeq and is a predicted model, not a curated record. The transcript has a single exon.
AUGCGUUUGCUUUUCAUCUGUCUACUGGUCACCGUGCGUCGCGCUUUCCAUCUACUCUUACUCCCCGCGGUGGACUUUACUCUGGCGCCUAGCAGGUAUAGGACGCUUUUAGUAGAAGAGGGGCGUGUGCGUGGAAAGCUUUCAAUGAACAACGACAUUGCGCGGUCCUCGGCGCAGCGCUUGCUGCCCGACCUCUCGGAGAGUCAAAGGGCCGAGAUUGCUGAGGCGUUUCGCAUACUGGACGUGGACGGGACGGAAACGAUCACACCCAAUGAUCUGAAGGUGGUUCUUCGCGCCCUCGGGUACGAGCCGCAGAAGGACGCCAUCAAAGAGCUCGUGGCGGAGAUGGACAAAAGCGGUGUCUCGAGCAACCUUAUCCUCCCCGAGUUCGAGGCCAUCAUGAAGGGGAAGUUUUUCGCCGAAGACAGCGAGGAGGUGCUUCUUUCCUUUCCCCACUUCACCAAGGGCAACUCCGAUUACAUCACCCUCGAUGACCUAAAGCGUGUGGCAGAGGAGGUUGGAGAGGACAUGCCGGAGGAUGUCCUUAAGGCAAUGAUUAAGGAAGCUGACGUUGUCGACCAUGACCAGCGCGUGUCAAAGGAGGAGUUCCUCCGCAUGCUGCUGCCACCCAAAGACAGAUAA